CUUUAAAACAAAUAGCAGAGCAAGGGGGUGGAGCUUUCUCCCAGACAGGCGGAAGCUAGCAAUGCUUCUGUUUUGUUAUUACAGAGUUAUAAAAACAAUUACCGUGUAAAGUUGAGCUUUUGAGUUGAAUGCGGUCUUGCCUUCUUUUAGCGCAAACUAGCCGACUUUGAACGGACAGCAGAAAAGCAGAAAUCAUGUCUGCUAAAGUGCACCUAGCUAAGGGGAAAGACAGCGGCGAACUCAUCAAAAACCACCACAAACAGGCGUUCGAGUUUAUUUCGAAGGCACUGAAGAUUGACGAAGACGACACAGGAGAAAAGGGGGAGGCUGUGCAGUGGUACAAGAAGGGGAUAGCUGAACUUGAAAGGGGUAUUGCGGUGGAGAUAACUGUCCAAGGAGAACAGUAUGAUCGAGCAAAGAGACUUCAAGAUAAAAUGGUCGCCAAUCUUACCAUGGCCAGAGACAGACUGGCUCUGUUGGAAAAGACACUGGCUUCUAGAAAGAAGAGCAGUCCGCCUCCACCCAGUGUUGUGUCUCAAACUAAACCUAAAAGUACAUCAGCUGGAGGAGCCACAAACAUCAAACCCUCUUCUACUGCUAGACCCCAAUCCAGAGCCACUGAUUUAAAGGAUGUUUCCAGAAUAGGAAAAAAUCAGAACGGAAGGCCUAUUUUGAAACAGCAGCCAAAGAGGGAUAUGAAGAACUUCAAGAAUGUGGACAGCAAACUGGCCAAUUUGAUCAUGAAUGAAAUCGUUGAUCGGGGCUCUUCGGUUCGUUUCGAUGAUAUCGCAGGUCAAGCUCUGGCUAAACAAGCUCUUCAGGAAAUUGUCAUCCUUCCCGCCUUAAGACCAGAGCUGUUUACUGGCCUGAGAGCGCCGGCUCGUGGUCUGCUUUUAUUUGGCCCACCAGGAAAUGGGAAAACCAUGCUGGCCAAAGCAGUCGCUGCAGAGUCCAACGCCACCUUCUUUAACAUUAGUGCGGCCAGUUUAACAUCAAAAUAUGUAGGAGAAGGAGAGAAGCUUGUACGAGCGCUUUUUGCGGUUGCCAGAGAGUUACAGCCUUCUGUCAUAUUUAUUGAUGAAGUGGACAGCUUGCUCUGUGAGAGGAGGGAGGGCGAACACGACUCCUCCCGCCGCUUAAAAACCGAGUUCCUGAUCGAGUUCGAUGGGGUUCAGUCUGGGGGGGAUGACAGGGUUCUGGUGAUGGGAGCCACCAACAGGCCGCAGGAGCUCGAUGAAGCAGUUUUAAGACGUUUUGCAAAGAGGAUUUAUGUGUCUUUGCCAGACGAGAAGACAAGAUUCACGCUGCUCAAAAACCUUCUGGGGAAACACGGGAAUCCACUGAGCACAAAUGAACUCACGCACCUUUCAAAAUUGACAGCAGGAUUUUCAGGAAGUGACCUGACGUCGUUAGCUAAGGAUGCAGCACUUGGCCCCAUCAGAGAAUUGGGACCGGACCAAGUACGGAACAUGUCUGCUAGCGAGGUGAGAAACAUUAAGAAGAAAGACUUUGAAGAUUCUCUGAAGAGAAUCAAACCCACCGUCAGUCCUGCCACUCUGGACAUGUACGCCAAAUGGAACAAAGAGUUUGGUGAUACGGCAUCUCUAUAAGUCAAAGGCGAAACAUCAAUGAUUCUGGGAGAAACGGCCUUUUGGGCUGCUGCAGAUUUUUGUGAAUUAUGUGAAUAUUCUGAGGUGAAAACAGCACUGUGAAAAUAACGUUCCCCUUCCUAUGGAAAGAUUUUUCUAGUUCUCCUUUUAUUUUUUGCUAAACUUCUCUUGAUCUGUGAAAAAUGAGUGUUUGUCCUGUCAUUCCUGCUUUCCCCCAAAAGAGGGAAGCAAGUUUCUGUAAGUCCCUCCCUCCCUGAAGCUAAAUGCACAUUAACAACAAUGUUCAACAAGUGCUUUUUAAACCUGGGGGCGACUGAAGAGGGAGAAUUGUUGCCAAAGUUUGUGUGUUUAGUUUUAAUUUAUUAUUCUAAAUGAGUGUUGAAAGGUUUUUCCUUUGGAAAUGUAGAAUCAUCUCCCAAAAACAGACGCUUGAAUGCAUUUUUAUUGAAAAUAUUGAGUUUUAUUUUCCUUUUAAGAGUUGAUGACUGUUCAUGAAACCAAUAAAUCAAGUGAGAUUCUGA
This is a messenger RNA of Oryzias melastigma (Indian medaka), 2131 nucleotides long. RefSeq names its product spastin (gene spast). Bases 195 to 1610 code for a protein of 471 amino acids. Gene Ontology annotation, molecular function: ATP hydrolysis activity; ATP binding. NCBI's taxonomy places the organism in Eukaryota, Metazoa, Chordata, Actinopteri, Beloniformes, Adrianichthyidae. The record is from RefSeq and is a predicted model, not a curated record. The transcript is spliced from 16 exons. Gene Ontology annotation, cellular component: microtubule cytoskeleton.